This is a messenger RNA of Rhododendron vialii, 938 nucleotides long. RefSeq lists its product as uncharacterized. The transcript has 7 exons. NCBI's taxonomy places the organism in Eukaryota, Viridiplantae, Streptophyta, Magnoliopsida, Ericales, Ericaceae. The record is from RefSeq and is a predicted model, not a curated record.
UCAACAAUGCAACUCCCUUCGUACAACCGAUCCACUUUGACCACCUUCAUAUGGACAUGUAAUUGCCACGUGGUGACCCGUAAAACCUCAUCACUCCCGCCCCCUUCCUCACCGGAUCUUUGCUGACACUCUCCCUGCAUCAAUCUCUCUCUCUCUCUCUCUCUCUCUCUCUCUCUGCUGUUUGUGGCAGGAAACUCCUCAACCAACUAUGGAAAAGCACCCAGAAGAUUACGAGGAAGCUGUAAAGGAUGAGCAAAGAGAAGGGCUUUGCAAGGGAGCUUGUGAGUACAAUCCAUCCAAGCGCAUCUCUGAUCGCUUACUCCCUCACAUACUCAACAUAUAUGGAUCCCAUGCUACUCCUAGCGAUUUUGAAAUAUAUGCUCCGGAUGCAACCUUCGAAGAUCCACUCAUGUGUGCUCGUGGGGUGAAACAGAUCAAAUCAGCAUUCUAUUCACUGUCCAAGAUCUUCAGUGAAUCAAGAAUUGUGGAAUACAGCGUACAAGAAAAUCUGGUAUCGCCAGGCAAACAAGAGAUACUAAUCGACAACAAGCAAUAUUACAAGUUUCUAGGGAAAGGCAUUGAUAUGAUUUCCCUAAUCAAGCUACGUGUUGAAGAUGGGUAAAUCAUUCGUCAUGAAGAUUGGUGGGACAAGAAGCCUCUGUGGAAUAGAGAGACAGUUAAGGUGCCGCUGGUUGGCCGGGUGAUUGAAGUUACUCGUCGGGGAUCGAUGCUGGCUACUCAUGCAAUGAUGGGAUUCGGAAAAGAUCCGACCGUGUAAUAUUAUGUUUCCUUAAUCUCGUGUACUUGUUUGUGUUUUCAAUAUAUUUGUCAUGUAUGGGGUGCAAAUUAGUUGAACAGCUCUAGUUCUUGAGCCAUGCUGGGAACUCAAAAGUAUUGAUCAUUUUGAGGUUUUAUAAAACUGUUAACAGUUCGUGCAA